Aspergillus ibericus CBS 121593 is the source of this 2076-nucleotide messenger RNA. Its product is annotated as copper amine oxidase. NCBI's taxonomy places the organism in Eukaryota, Fungi, Ascomycota, Eurotiomycetes, Eurotiales, Aspergillaceae. Gene Ontology annotation, molecular function: copper ion binding; primary methylamine oxidase activity; quinone binding. Bases 55 to 2055 code for a protein of 666 amino acids. Gene Ontology annotation, biological process: amine metabolic process. The transcript is spliced from 4 exons. The record is from RefSeq and is a predicted model, not a curated record.
AUUCCUUCUUCUCUUCACAAAGUAUCCUGUCAGUCGGAUUCAGACAGUCAGACAAUGGCAGCCACGCCGCACCCCUUCGACCCCAUCACUCCGGCGGAAAUCGUCCUCGCCACCAAGAUCUUGGAGGCCGCCUUUCCUGGAAUUCCUCUUCGGUACAAGAAGAUUGACAUUCAGGAACCGAUCAAGCGUGAUGUCAUUCCAUACAUUGAGGCCGAGAGGCUGGGCAAGCCCCUGCCCCCGAAGCCCGCCCGGUUGCUCCAGGUUCUCUUCCAUCGCAAGGACACCGGGGCGUUUCACAAGGCAUUGUUGAACGCAGGCACCCGUUCCAUCCUUUCGGCCAAGGAAUUGCCCAAGCACAUUCAGGGUCCCGCGGACAUGGACGAACUCGGUGAGAUCGAGCAACUGUGUCUCAGCCAUCCCGUCGUGCAGGCCGAGGUGGCCAAGCUGCAGCUGCCUCCUGGGGUCACUGUCUGCAAUGAUCCCUGGAUCUAUGGCACCGAUGAUCCCAAUGAGACGCGUCGGCUGUGCCAGUGUUACAUGUACAUUAUUGCCACCGACCAUCCCCAGAACAACCACUACUCGGUUCCUUGCAAGUUCUCCCCGGUCUUUGACAUCCUCAAACGCGAAUUGGUCCGUAUCGAUUACCUUCCGAGUGGCAUUGAUACGCAAACCACCGACACGCAGCCAUGGAAGCCGGUGGAAACUAUUCAGUACGCACACGAUUUGCUGCAGGAGCCGUUGCGCACGGACCUCAAGCCGUAUAUUGUCCAGCAACCGGAAGGCCCAUCGUUCGAUGUGGAAGGGAAUGUUGUGGCGUGGCAGAAGUGGCGCUUCCGCGUGGGGUUCAACAGCCGCGAGGGUCUCGUUAUCUACAACCUGACUUAUGAUGGACGGAACGUGUUUUACCGAUUGUCCGUGUCCGAGAUGACCGUGCCGUACGGUGACCCCCGUGCUCCUUAUCACCGUAAACAGGCCUUCGAUGUGGGAGACGUCGGUUUCGGCAUCACCGCCAACCAGCUCUCCCUCGGCUGCGACUGUCUCGGCCACAUCAAGUACUUCGAUGGCUACCGGGCUGAUUCCAAGGGCACCCCCGUGUUACUGCAGAACAUCAUCUGUCUCCACGAGCAAGACAACGGCCUCCAGCACAAACACACCAACUACCGCAACAACGCCGCCACCGUGGUCCGCAACCGCCAAUUAGUAGUGCAGAUGAUCUGUACCGUCGCCAACUACGAAUACAUCUUUGCUUUCAUCUUCGAUCAAGCCGCCAACAUUGAGCUCGAGGUCCGUGCCACCGGGAUUCUCUCCACCGUUCCAUUCGACAACGAGAAAUUCGGCACCACCGUCCCCUGGGGCACCAACGUCGGUCCCGGCGUCAUGGCACCCUUCCACCAACACAUGUUCUCCUUCCGCAUGGAUCCCGCCUUGGACGGAUUCAAGAAUACCGUGUACUACGAGGACAGCGUGCCACUGCCGGAGGAUGAGAACAACCCCUACCUGAUGGGAUACACGACCGAGCAGACCGUCCUGCGGACCAGCGGCACCGCCAACACCGACGUCAGCCGCCACCGCGUGUUCAAAAUCCGCAAUGACGCCUGCAUUAAUCCGAUUACUUACAAGCCGGUGGCAUACAAGCUGCAAACCUCACCCGCGCAGAUGCUGCUCGCCAAUCCAAAGUCGUACGGCAACAAGCGCGCCGGCUUCGCGACCAAGCCGAUCUGGGUCACCAAGUAUCAGGACGACGAACUGUACGCGGCAGGCGAAUUUACCAACCAGAGCAAGCAGAGUGAGGGCGUGGAGAAAUGGGUGCAGAGGGAGGAUCCGGUUGAGAACGAGGAUCUCGUACUGUGGCAUACCUUCGGCCUGACCCACAACCCCCGCAUUGAAGAUUUCCCCGUCAUGCCCGUGGAACGCGUUAGUGUCAUGUUGAAGCCGGAUGGAUUUUUCACCAAGAAUCCCGCCCUGGACGUGCCGCCUUCAUCGCAGUCGUUUAACAAGUCGACGCUGCACCCUGAGCCGGUGGCGUGCUGUCCAGCGCCGAAGGGAAAGUUGUAAUAGGAUACCACGAUAGAUGCC